AUGGCAACUCCAGUAGACACAGACCCUGUACCUUCAAAUCGUCGCAAGGGCAAUCGCUCGGAAGGUCUCGAAGCUCGACUCAAGCGUAUAGAAGAGCAUUUGGAGCAGGUUCUCAACGCUGCUAAAGACGCCCAUUCUGCCAAACCGCCAACAUGUUCACCAGAGAGCCAUUCCAGCAUUGGCGAUGCAUCAGAUUCCGUUCCCAGCAAGGGAGGAAUCGACGAAGAUCUGGCUAAACUAGGCGUCUAUUCGUGGAAAUUCGAUCCUGUCCGUCCAGUCGUCUACGAAGGUCCCCAACCAAACUCACUUGACCUCCCUCCCCUCGAAGAGGUUCUCCCCAUAGCGAACCACUACUUUUCCACCUUCAACACUGUCAUUCCGCUUUUCCAACAACCAGUGUUUAUGAAACUUCUUAGAUCAUGGUACAAUCAACCAAAUACGCGCGACAGGGCAAGGUGGGCAGCUAUUCAAUGCGUCUUGGCAAUCGGGUACCGCACGCCUCAACUUUCUCUUACGGAUAGCCAAGUUGCCCAGGUUGAAAAGGCGGACCAGUGUUUGCGGAAUGUUCAAAGCGUCGUAUCAGAACUUGUCACGCGUGAGGAUGAUUUACUCGGUGUUCAGGUCCUGCUGGGUAUCGUGAUGUUGUUUCAGAACAGUCGCGAUCCAAAACCUGCGGGUGUCAUUAUUGGGACAGCGUUGCGGUUGGCCCAUAGGUUGAGAUUACAUUCACAAGAAGCGGCGAUGAGUUUUCCCGCUGCCGAAGCGGAACAUCGAUCACGAGUGUUUUGGAUUGCGUAUGUUCUUGACAAGGAAGCAACACCGACAGAGUGUCUGAUAUGGGCACUGCGCUCUGUCGUCGGGGAUCUGAGCCAACGAGCGCAAGAUGCAGUUGCGGCACAUCGACAAUAUCUCAAGAGUUUGGGAAAGGAUAUAUACGAGCCAAUCGAUGUUGAAGAGGCACUUGUGCAAGAGCUGGACUUUUUGCCCACUAAUGAUGGGCUCGAGAAUAUCGAUGGACCAUUUGCCGGGCUGGAAUCAGGUGUGGAUUUUGAUGUUUUUGGGUUUGGUCAGGAUGGGAGUGGGCAGGGUUUUGUAAACGAUGACACGAAUACUUGGUUUCUACCUGGAUGA
Molecule: messenger RNA, 1131 nt
Organism: Fusarium graminearum PH-1
Lineage: Eukaryota; Fungi; Ascomycota; Sordariomycetes; Hypocreales; Nectriaceae
Exons: 4
Coding region: 1-1131 (376 amino acids)
Biological process (GO): DNA-templated transcription
Molecular function (GO): DNA binding; zinc ion binding
Source: RefSeq, a predicted model, not a curated record